This is a messenger RNA of Oryzias latipes (Japanese medaka), 932 nucleotides long. RefSeq names its product VPS29 retromer complex component (gene vps29). Gene Ontology annotation, cellular component: retromer complex. Gene Ontology annotation, biological process: retrograde transport, endosome to Golgi. Lineage: Eukaryota; Metazoa; Chordata; Actinopteri; Beloniformes; Adrianichthyidae. The record is from RefSeq and is a predicted model, not a curated record.
GGUUACGGAACUUAAAAGUGCCACUUGAUAGGAUCUUGCGCCCAUAAUCUGACGUCACGACGCUGUACGUGCCAAGCUGCUUCCUCCACCAGGCAGCAAACAGCAACAGAGAAAAUGUUGGUCCUGGUUUUAGGUGACCUGCACAUUCCCCACCGCUGCAACACGCUGCCCGCAAAGUUCAAGAAGCUGCUGGUUCCAGGAAAGAUCCAGCACAUCCUCUGCACGGGAAACCUCUGCACCAAGGAGAGCUACGACUACCUGAAGACGCUGGCCGGGGACGUCCACAUCGUCCGGGGAGACUUUGAUGAGAACCUCAACUACCCAGAGCAGAAGGUGGUCACGGUGGGCCAGUUCAAGAUCGGCCUGAUCCACGGCCACCAGGUGAUCCCGUGGGGCGACAUGGCCAGCCUGGCUCUGCUCCAGAGACAGCUGGACGUGGACAUCCUCAUCUCUGGGCACACGCACAAGUUUGAGGCCUUCGAGAAUGAAAACAAGUUCUACAUCAACCCAGGUUCUGCCACCGGAGCCUACAACGCACUGGAACGGAACAUCAUCCCGUCUUUCGUAUUAAUGGACAUCCAGGCGUCCACAGUGGUGACCUACGUUUAUCAGCUGAUCGGGGAUGACGUCAAAGUGGAGAGAAUCGAGUACAAGAAGUCUUGAGACGGAGAAGAGCGUCACGCUCAAGAGCUCUGUGUACCAUUUCAUUCCUGUCCACCAGGGGGCAGUAAACCACCAGUCCUCCCAGUGUUGUCGCUGGAACAGCUCAGUGCAUCCUUCUGUUUAGAGGUCAUCAGCGUUUUGCACCCUUCACAUUUUUGCUCUUAAACUAAAUACGUAGUGCCCCCUCCCCUUUGUUAUUAUACAUUUAAGCUCUUUAGUUCUGUCAGUCUUUCUCAUUAUUUCCACAAUAAAAGUCUAAUUUUUCCUUA